Molecule: messenger RNA, 948 nt
Organism: Nymphaea colorata (pocket water lily)
Lineage: Eukaryota; Viridiplantae; Streptophyta; Magnoliopsida; Nymphaeales; Nymphaeaceae
Exons: 7
Coding region: 416-847 (143 amino acids)
Biological process (GO): endoplasmic reticulum to Golgi vesicle-mediated transport
Cellular component (GO): TRAPP complex; cytoplasm; nucleus
Source: RefSeq, a predicted model, not a curated record
ACAUGCUUUGAAUGUAAAAUGUCUAUAUCAGAGGAAUAGAUUUAGCAAUUCUCCUCUGUCUCUCUCUCCUAUCUCUUUCCCCCGUCUCCUCUCUCUCACGCUGAUGUCCGCUGUUGGUGUCUGUCUGUAGCGCUUUCCAUUUGUUUCUCAAAGGAGAGAAGAGGAGAGCCGGAGCGUCAGCACUGGUUUUUCUCGUCGCAGUAGAGGCACUCUUCACCUCCCGUCGCAGCAGCAGCCUCAUGCUAUUCUCGUAGCCUUUGACGCUGUCUCCCCUCCUUGCCCGCCAACGCUCCUGUGAAGGUCCUUCAUAGCUCGCCUCCACGCAGCGGCCUUUACCUUCGAUUUCAGAGUAGCAAACACUACUGACUCACAGUUGGCCAAUUUGCUGCUGGAUUGCCCACCAUUGUGAGGUAUAAUGAUUGUCUGCGUAGCAGUAGUUGGACACCAAAACAAUCCUCUCUACCUUCAAAGUUUUACAGAUGCAGACGAUGCCCUCAAAUUGCAUCACAUCGUUCACUGCUCCCUUGAUGUCAUUGAUGAGAGAGUAAACAACCCGAAGAAAGCUGGUUCCACAUUUAAUGAGACAUUCCUUGGCCUUCUUUAUCCAACUGAGAAUUAUAAAGUGUAUGGAUACCUGACAAACACAAAGGUGAAAUUUAUGCUAGUUACAACCGACCUGGAUGUUAGAGAUGCUGAUGUGAGGAAUUUCUUCAGGAAGUUUCACUCAGCAUAUGUAGAUGCCGUUUCCAAUCCUUUUCAUGUACCUGGGAAAAAAAUCUCUUCUGCAACUUUUGCAGAUAGAGUCAGCACCAUUGUCAAGUCAUUUGGUUCAACUGCUGCUGUGUAAAUUACAUUGUCUCCUAGCGUGUGCAUGUUCAAAGGCGUUGUAUUUUUGAAUCUUUAUCCGAAAGCAAUCAUGAUUGGAGAAAAAAAAUAUUCGUUUGAACA